AUGCGCAUCGCCGCCCUCGCCCUCCUCCCCCUCCUCGCUGUACCGGCUGCGGCCGACCUGGCGCAGGACGCGUUCCAGUGGGCCGCGGACAUCAUCGACGGCAACUCGGCCCCGGCCCCCAAGUCGGACGAUGUCCACAUCAUGAAUGGCUGGAAGUACUCCGACUGCGGUCUCCCCACUGACGCGAUCACGCUCGAGAGCAUCGAGCUCUCGCCCGACCCUCCCCAGGCCGGCAAGAAUCUCACCGUCACCGUCCGCGGCAGGGCCAACGAGAAGAUUGAGGAGGGCGCCUACGCCGAUGUCACCGUCAAGCUUGGUCUGAUCAAGCUUAUUCAGAAGCGCUUCGAUGUCUGCGAGGAGGCUGCCCCAUCCAGAAGGGCGACUACACCGUCGUCCAGGAGGUCGCCCUCCCCAAGGAGAUCCCCCAGGCAAGUGUCGAUCAUCCUUCGGGUGACCCGACGCAGCUCCUAUCGGGGUAGAAACUCGGGGCCACGUCGAGAACGACACAGCUCCACCGUAGAGAUUGCGUUCCGUGUUUCCCAUCUUGCAGAUUUCUUCGGCGGUCGAGCUAACGUCUCAGCCAAGUUCGUCGUCAACGUUCGCGGCUACACUGCCGACGACGACGACAUGGUAUGCCUCGAUCUCGCUGUCGAUUUUACGAACCCCGACAAGUUCUGGUGA
Trichosporon asahii var. asahii CBS 2479 is the source of this 681-nucleotide messenger RNA. RefSeq lists its product as uncharacterized. Lineage: Eukaryota; Fungi; Basidiomycota; Tremellomycetes; Trichosporonales; Trichosporonaceae. Bases 1 to 681 code for a protein of 226 amino acids. The record is from RefSeq and is a predicted model, not a curated record. The transcript has 7 exons.